Messenger RNA from Phytophthora sojae, 1296 nucleotides. RefSeq lists its product as hypothetical. The record is from RefSeq and is a predicted model, not a curated record. Bases 1 to 1296 code for a protein of 431 amino acids. The transcript has a single exon. Lineage: Eukaryota; Oomycota; Peronosporomycetes; Peronosporales; Peronosporaceae.
AUGAAGAUCAGCAAGAUCAUCGCAUUCCUGGCCGUUGCGUCAUUGACGGUGGGCUCCCUCGCGGACGCCUCGGUCGCGCGGAAGCUUGGAGGGGGUGGGGGUGUUUCGUCCUCGACUACGACCUCGUCGCUCUCGAGCGACGACACGUACACCUCGACGACCCAACAGAGCGGUGACUCGGCCACCCAGCAGAGCACUGCGACCACGACGACGACAACCACACCGGCCACCUCAACUACGGGAUCUGCAACCCAAAGCUCCAACAUUCACCAGAGUGGUGUAUCGGCCGACACCCCGUGUGCAAGUGGAGACUCUGACACCGACAACAACAAUUGGACUGGGAGUGUGACAGCUGCAGGGCAGCAGUCGCAAUGGGGACCAACCAGCACUACCCACGGCGGCGAAUCGGCGGAGACGCCGUGCUCGGGCAACCAGAGCUCCACGGGCACGUGGGACCAGUCGACCGAGACCACCUCCAGCUCCAAGGGUGACAAGCAGCAGCAGGGGCAGUCGGCCCAGACGACGGUGUCGGGCUCCGUUGGUGUGGACAUCACGGCGCAGGGCCAGCAGGGCCAGUCGUCUGGAACCUUGGGUCAGUCGACUAAGUCGUCUACUCAGCAGGGCCACACUUCGCGGAGUUCUGUGUCGGCCUCUAUUGGUGUCAGCAUUUCCGGAAAAGGUGGUAACUCAGUAGAGACUCCGUGUUCCGAAGACCAGAGCUCCACCGGCACGGGGGGCCAGUUGACGAAAUCUUCAAGCGGCCAAGGCCAUGGUUCGACCGGCACUCAGGGGCAGUCGGCGCAGACCUCUAUUAAGACCAGUGGCAAGAAGCAACGGCAGUGGGGAGCGUCGGUUGGGACCUCCGUGUCAGGCUCGAUUGGUGCGAACGUAUCGGGUCAAGGCGGUGACGCUGCAGAAAUCCCGUGCUCUGGUGACCAAAGUUCGACAGGUGCGACUUCAUCCUGGACUACCCCGGACUACAAGCACGGUGUGUUAGCCGGCUCGGUCUCAGCGACCACUGAGACUCUCUCCGCGGAUUCCACCAGCCCUGGUGCUACUAAGACCGCUGCUCCGACAACAACCUCGACCCCGGCGACCACCAGUGCUACCAAGGCAGGCAAACUGGAGUCUCGGCCAAGACGGCGUCAGCUACUUCGUCCGGCACCUCGUCGGCUGACUCGUACGCGGACUCGACUACGCAGCAAUCGGCCACCCAGUCCCGUCGUGCACUUCGCACUAAACACACUUCUCGUUGGAAAGGAGGUGGAGCCAUUUUGCGGCGUGGCGAUAGUAUGA